AUGGGAGCGCUCUUCUCUCUCCCCAUCAUGCUGCUCAACUCUCUCCUACCAUUCACCAAACCUGGAACACCUCUCACACAAGACCUCAUCCACACAGCCAUUCUCUGCGGUACACUGUACUUCGCCCCGCAAAUAGCAGAACGGUACAAUGCACAGCAAAGACGCAGCCAGCCAACAGACACACCAGCACACAGCACUGAGCGAACACAAGUCGAAAAUGAUACCACGGCCCCAGAAGGAGCACCACUAGACGAGGGCCUUGCACGGCGCCACGCCGACCACGACCACGACCACGACAACAACGCCGCACCCACACCUCCCAACCAGCCCAACCACCAACCCAACAUCGAAGACGACGACCACGCCCCCGGCCCCGCAAACCCAAACCCAAACCACCCCCGCCCCACCCCCGCAAACCGCACCAUCGGCGCCAAAAAAGCAAAAUCCCUCGCCCGCAAAGACCAAAGACGCGCAUACCACGAAUUCCACAGACAAGAAGCCGAACUCCGCCGUCUGCAAGAAUCCGAGGGCGCCGAGGAACGCGAGGCCUCGCUCCAGGCUGAACGCACACGCCGCGUGGCAAUCGAGGAGGCGAUUCGCGAGAAGGAGAGGGAGGAGCGCGAACGGCUGAAGAGGGAGCGGGAGAUUGAGGCUGCCGAGGAGGUCGAGAGACGGGAGCGGGUUGUCAAGUUUGUGGGUGAGGAGGUGAGGAGGCGUGGGGGUGUGGAUUUGGUGGAUGUUGCGUACACAGAGGGCAAGGAUAGGUUGUGGGCUGAGAGGCUGGUCAGGGCCAGUGGGCUGAUGGCGGCUUUGCAAAGAGAGGGCGAUGGACAUGUCAUGAUUACGGCGAGGGGGUGGCUGGUUAGGAUCGAUGUCGAGUUGAUGGAGCAAGUGUACAAGGAUGCAGAGGUUCUUGGGAAUGGCAAGGAAGGCAAGGUCUCCUUUGAGCAGUUCGGAGGCGUGCUGGAGCGAGCUGUGUUGGCGAGGGCGAAAGCCUAG
Messenger RNA from Plenodomus lingam JN3, 999 nucleotides. RefSeq lists its product as uncharacterized. The record is from RefSeq and is a predicted model, not a curated record. Lineage: Eukaryota; Fungi; Ascomycota; Dothideomycetes; Pleosporales; Leptosphaeriaceae.